AUGAUCAAUGUGAAAAAUAGAGCUGGAGGAAAUGGUCCUGAAACCAGCGACGCUGAAGGCUCUGAUAAGAUGCUUUGCCGAGAUAUCAAGCCAGACAACAUCCUGCUAGAUGAACACGGACACGUUCAUAUCACAGACUUCAACAUAGCGACGGUAGUGAAAGGCGCGGAAAAGGCUUCCUCCAUGGCUGGUACCAAGCCCUACAUGGCCCCAGAAGUGUUCCAGGUGUACGUGGACGGAGGCCCCGGGUACUCAUACCCGGUCGACUGGUGGUCCCUGGGCGUCACGGCCUACGAGCUCCUGCGGGGCUGGAGGCCGUACGAAAUCCACUCGGCCACGCCCAUCGACGAGACCCUCAACAUGUUCAAGGUGGAGCGUGUCCACUACUCCUCCUCGUGGUGCAAGGGAAUGGUGGCCCUGCUGAAGAAGCUCCUGACCAAGGACCCUGACAGCCGCCUGUCCAGCCUCUGUGGCCUGCAGAGCGUGCCCUACUUGGCUGACGUGAAUUGGGACGCUGUGUUUGCGAAGGAGCUGAUGCCCGGCUUCGUGCCCAAUAAAGGGAGGUUGAAUUGUGAUCCCACAUUUGAACUUGAAGAAAUGAUUCUAGAAUCCAAGCCACUUCACAAAAAGAAGAAGAGGCUGGCCAAGAACAGGUCCAGAGAUGGCACCAAGGACAGCUGCCCUCUGAAUGGACACCUGCAGCAGUGUUUGGAGACGGUCCGGAAGGAAUUCAUCAUAUUCAACAGAGAGAAAAUAAGAAGGAGAGAGGGAAAGGGGAAUCAACCCUCGGACACCGAAGGCCGCGCUGGGGGCCAGGCCCCGGGCAAGCCCCAGGACGGGUCCAACAACACCGUCCUCAGCCACCCCUGCCCUCGCGGCUGCAGCCGCUAA
Molecule: messenger RNA, 891 nt
Organism: Carlito syrichta (Philippine tarsier)
Lineage: Eukaryota; Metazoa; Chordata; Mammalia; Primates; Tarsiidae
Product: serine/threonine-protein kinase 32B-like
Exons: 11
Coding region: 1-891 (296 amino acids)
Biological process (GO): protein phosphorylation; G protein-coupled receptor signaling pathway; regulation of signal transduction
Molecular function (GO): G protein-coupled receptor kinase activity; G protein-coupled receptor binding; ATP binding
Source: RefSeq, a predicted model, not a curated record